Messenger RNA from Hevea brasiliensis (rubber tree), 734 nucleotides. Its product is annotated as auxin-responsive protein SAUR21-like. Bases 324 to 605 code for a protein of 93 amino acids. The record is from RefSeq and is a predicted model, not a curated record. NCBI's taxonomy places the organism in Eukaryota, Viridiplantae, Streptophyta, Magnoliopsida, Malpighiales, Euphorbiaceae. The transcript has a single exon. Gene Ontology annotation, biological process: response to auxin.
UAUAUGUCACCAUAAGCAAGUCAUGAUACAAUGCUUUCAAUUGCUAAGUAGUAGGCCAAGAUGAAUUAUAGCAGAGAGAGAAAUUUCUUGAAUCUCUUCUUGAUCUUCAAAUUAGUUGGGAGGCAAACCAUGUGAUUGUUUAUGAAAUGUGUCUUUCAGGGGACCACAUUGCAAUUUCCACCCAAUCCAAUCGACGGUAUGGUGAAAGUUUUUGCCAUGUAUAUGUAUGAGUAGCAAGGAUAGCAACCCAGAGCCAAACUUGCUUUGAUUUCCAGUCUUCCAAAUUCAAACAUCCCAAGGAGUUCUUGAUCAAGAAUUUGAUAAUGGGUAUUCGCUUGCCAAGGAUCGUGAAUGCUAAACAAAUUGUAAGGAGGAUUCUCUUGUCACAGGAAAGUACUGCUAAUGUUCCAAAAGGCCACUUUGCUGUCUAUGUUGGAGGAAAUCAAAAGAAGAGAUUCACUGUUCCAAUAUCAUACUUGAAGCAUCCUUCCUUUCAGAACUUGCUGAGUCAAGCUGAAGAAGAGUUUGGAUUUAAUCAUCCACUGGGUGGUCUUACAAUUCCAUGCUGUGAGCAAGCCUUCACUGAUCUCAUUUUCAGUUUGUAGGCAUCAUCAGAGUCAGAGAUGAUAUGAAUUGAUUAUCAUCCUAUAGGACUAGUUUGCUCUAACUUACUAACCUAUCUACCAAUCUUGGAUUUAGAAAUGGAAGUAAAUAUAUUUUUUCUUUUAUUGUUA